This is a messenger RNA of Choloepus didactylus (southern two-toed sloth), 929 nucleotides long. It is a transcript of the gene UBE2S, whose product is annotated as ubiquitin conjugating enzyme E2 S. The transcript is spliced from 4 exons. Bases 138 to 785 code for a protein of 215 amino acids. Lineage: Eukaryota; Metazoa; Chordata; Mammalia; Pilosa; Megalonychidae. The record is from RefSeq and is a predicted model, not a curated record.
AGGCAGCGGGGAGCGGAGCGGGGCCGCCGGCGCCUCGCCAGGGCCGCAGCGGCAGCAGUUGGGCCCCCCGCCCCGGCCGGCGGCCCGAGGAGCGCAGGAAGGGGGCCGGGGGGUCCCGCGCCCGGCCGGCCGCAGCCAUGAAUUCCAACGUGGAGAACUUGCCCCCCCACAUUCUCCGCCUGGUGUACAAGGAGGUGACAACACUGACUGCCGACCCCCCCGAUGGCAUCAAGGUCUUCCCCAACGAGGAGGACCUCACCGACCUGCAGGUCACCAUCGAGGGCCCUGAGGGGACCCCCUACGCCGGAGGCCUGUUCCGCAUGAAACUCCUGCUGGGGAAGGAUUUCCCUGCCUCCCCACCCAAGGGCUACUUCCUGACCAAGAUCUUCCACCCCAACGUGGGCGCCAAUGGCGAGAUCUGCGUCAAUGUGCUCAAGAGGGACUGGACGGCAGAACUGGGCAUCCGGCACGUGCUGCUGACCAUCAAGUGCCUGCUGAUCCACCCCAACCCCGAGUCUGCGCUCAACGAGGAGGCGGGCCGCCUGCUGCUGGAGAACUACGAGGAGUACGCGGCGCGCGCCCGCCUGCUCACCGAGAUCCACGGCGGCGGCGCGGCCAGUGGCACCAGGCCCGAGGCAGCCGCGGCCUCCUCCACCGACGCCCUGGCCCCCGGGGGCCCAGGAGGGGCCGAGGGGCCCAUGGCCAAGAAGCACGCGGGCGAGCGCGAGAAGAAGCUGGCAGCCAAGAAGAAGACGGACAAGAAGCGGGCCCUGCGGCGGCUGUAGCGGGCCUCCUCUCCUCCCGGCCCCGCUGUCCCUCCAACUGUGUCUCUAAGUUAUUUAAAUUAUGGCUUGGGUGGGGGAGGGCAUGGGGGUUCUGGGACCUGGAUUUGUUUUUCUAAAUAAAGCUGGAAAAGUGGCUGCUCUGCC